Exophiala aquamarina CBS 119918 is the source of this 1158-nucleotide messenger RNA. RefSeq lists its product as uncharacterized. The coding region runs from base 1 to 1158 and encodes 385 amino acids. Gene Ontology annotation, molecular function: carbohydrate:proton symporter activity. Gene Ontology annotation, biological process: transmembrane transport; carbohydrate transport. The record is from RefSeq and is a predicted model, not a curated record. The transcript is spliced from 8 exons. NCBI's taxonomy places the organism in Eukaryota, Fungi, Ascomycota, Eurotiomycetes, Chaetothyriales, Herpotrichiellaceae. Gene Ontology annotation, cellular component: membrane.
AUGGCCCCAAACAAGCCUUUCUUCGGCCUUGAAGGGGUUGCACUUUCAUGGGCAAUCAGUUUGACGUCCGCAAGUGCUUUCCUGUUGUUUGGAUAUGACCAAGGCAUCAUGGGGUCCAUCAUUGCAACACCCUACUUUUUGGAAGCUGUAAAUAUUGAAAUCAGCGAUGCUGAAACAAUCUCCACGGUCGUGUCCAUAUAUGACAUCGGGUGCAUGGUUGGAUGUCUUGUUGCUGCAAUAUGGGGCGGUAGACUUGGUCGCAAGCGAACAAUCUUUUAUGGAAUGGGAAUCAUGGUCGUCGGCGCCGUUAUUCAAUCCGCCUCGUACAGUGUGGCGCAGCUGAUCGCUGGGCGAAUCGUAUCUGGCAUAGGAAACGGCAUGAAUACCGGCACCGUACCAACAUGGGUCUCCGAAACGUCGAAGGCACAAAAUCGAGGAAAGCUGGUAGCAACCCAGCUAUCCAUAGCAGCAUUUGGCAUCGUCAUUGCCUACUGGAUGAAUUAUGGCUUCUUCCACCUCACCGGUCAGAUUGUUUGGCGAUUCCCCAUCGCGUUUCAGAUUGUUUUCGCUCUCAUUACCAUGUGCAUCAUCCCUUGGUUGCCCGAGAGUCCGCGCUUCCUAUACGCAAAGGGACGCAAUGAAGAGGCUGACAGCGUCAUGAGUGCAUUGAAAGCACUUCCAAUCGAGCAUGAAAUCGUUCAAGCCGAGCGUGCUGAAAUCCUAGCAGCCAUUGCAUUGGAGGACCAUUUCGGGGAGUACAACUUCAAAACAAUCUUUUAUGAUAAGUCGGGCCAGAAAAUCCCUCUUCGCAUAGGUCUUGUCUGCCUGAUCCAGGCAAUUCAGCAGCUUCCAGGUGUCAAUAUGGUCAUUUACUAUAGCUCGAGCAUUUUCUUGAAUCUGGGCAUCGCUGCAAAUAUCAGCUUGAUCCUUGGGGGAGUCGCUUCAUUGUGUUUCUGGCUAGGCUCUUUGGUGGGCAUCGCAGCCGUUGAGAAAUUUGGGAGGAAAAAGCUCCUCCUGUCCGGAUCCCUGCCUAUGUUGAUCGCGACCUGUAUUUAUUGUGCUAUGGUCAAAGACGGAAGAGAUACUCAUCUUUGGGUGGCAUUUGCUUGCACAUGCGUGAUCUGCCUCUCAUUCGGAUGGUCAUGGCUUCCUGUGUAG